UAAUAUCAUUAAUUAAUGUGAUGUAAAUGUUACUUAGUGUUUAUAUGUAGUGUGUAAGAAUAGUGAUAGUGCAAUCAGUGAUAUCAUAGUGCAGUCAUAGUGUUCAUUUUUUGUUAAAUAAAAUAUUAAAUGCUGUGAAAAUGGAUGACCAACCUUCAACCAGUGGCAUCGAGAAGAGGAAAGUUGGAGCACAAAAAUUUAGAACACCGUGGUUAGGUAUGAACAUUUUUAAAGAUUGGUUGACAUGGCAUCAGUAUCUUACGGGCGAUAUAAUACCUUUAAAUUAAUACGGUACUGAGGCUCCCACAGCGUUUGCUCAAUGCACACGCUCGGAAAUUCUCUGGAUCUUCCAGCACUAGCGGCGCAAUAUAUUGAGUUGAUGAUAAAGAGUUUAUGUUGUGAAAAGAAGGACGCUGGUACUCACGCGAUUUUUUGGCAUGCUCAUUCCACGAAAAUCAAGUGUAUGCUGGGAGUCAUAUGUAACACUUGAUUAGAAUGAUAACUAUAUUAUGAGAACAACGAACAUGACGGAACAAAGCAUUUCAUUAUGUCAAAAUAAUCACUCUGAACAAGUUGGCAUGGAAGCCAGAAAUUCAACGAUACUCGAAUCCUCUGGAGAAGAUUCGAUGCUGUUUGAAACCAUGAAACGUAUAGUAAAGCGAGAAGGUUAUAAGGAAAUAGAGAAUGAAGAGGACUUCUUCCUAGUGUCGCAGAUUCAAGAGAACCAAUACUCCAGCACAAACGUCAAGGAAGCAACACUAGAUAAGCGUCAAACGGAGGAAACAUUUCAAUGGACAGAUCUUUGCAGGAUAUGUGCUAACGCUAGUGAUCAUUUAAUAUCUAUCUUUGAGGGAGAAGGAGCGGAACUUGACUUAUCUAGUAAAAUACUCAAGUACUUGCCGAUACAAAUAUCCAGAAGUGAUACUUUGCCGUUACAAUUGUGUUAUCACUGUGCAGUCACACUAUUGGCUUGGCAUGAAUUAAGUAAAGAUUGUCUAAAUGCGGAAAAAAAGUUGCUAGAAAUAAAAGAUACACUGCAGAGUAAACAGCAGAAUUGCAAUGGUAUACCUUCAGUUAAUUUGGAUGUUCCUGCAUCAGUCACCUCUACAAUCUCAACUGUAUCUAAUGUAGUAAUUCCACAAACUGAUCAGCAGGCUGAAGGCAAAGAUAGUACAUAUGAUACAGAAGAAACUAAUAAAUCUAACAGGUCCUGCGGUGUCCAGACACCGUUUAAAGUGUUCCUGGACACGCAGAAUGUAUUUUGGAAGCCAUACAGGAAACGACCUGUGGAAGCUGUGUGUGCGAAAAAGCCAGACACGGUCAAGGACUGCGAUUCAGUCUGGGUGGCCGUUAUGGGCACAUCGCUCGAUCAACCGACCGAGUUGCCUGCGGAACAGCCGCAGAGCAUUGAUCCCUUGAGAUUGCCCGUUAAAGCGGAGGAAGUGCCGACUCCCGACGAGGGCCAGAAGAAGAAGAGAAAACGGCACAAUGCCAGCAAAUCGCACAAGCAGUGCGCAGAGUGUGGCAAAUGUUUCAAACUAAAAGACUCCUAUUUGCGGCACAUGAGGAUCCACAAGGACGAGCGACCGUUCACUUGUCACAUCUGCGGCAAACAGUUCCGCGACUCUGGCGGUCUAUCCAGACACCUGAAGGAUGUACACGCAAAGCUGAAGAACUUUACAUGCGACCUGUGCGGCCGUUCGUUCGCGUCCAAGGCCACGCGCGAAGAUCACCGACGUACGCACACCGGCGAACGGCCGUAUGUCUGCGACUCCUGCGGCAAAACUUUCAAGUCCAAGGCGUCCCUCUACAUCCACAGCAAGCUGCACACCGACGAAUUCCCGCAUGCGUGCUCAUACUGCGCCAAGCGGUUCCGCCGCCGACAGGAGAUGCUCGCUCACGUGACCAAGCACACCGGCGAAAAGAAUCACACGUGCGACACAUGCGGCAAGAAGUUCCGCAUCAAAUCCGAGCUCGCGCGGCAUCAACUCAUUCAUUCGGAGAACAAGCCGUUCGUCUGCGCCAAGUGUGGCCUCGCUUUUCGGCAGAAGCGCUACUUGAACAAUCACAUCAAAAGUCGGCACAAUGAAUUCCUGCGAGUGUAACAACGAGAACAUGCUUAGCGAUGAAACGACUCCCGCGUCUGACA
Molecule: messenger RNA, 2149 nt
Organism: Harpegnathos saltator (Jerdon's jumping ant)
Lineage: Eukaryota; Metazoa; Arthropoda; Insecta; Hymenoptera; Formicidae
Product: zinc finger protein GLI4-like
Exons: 6
Coding region: 510-2105 (531 amino acids)
Cellular component (GO): nucleus
Molecular function (GO): zinc ion binding
Source: RefSeq, a predicted model, not a curated record